AUGACUAAAGCUUUUUCGCCUAUCAAAGUGGGUCGUCAUGAACUCCAACAUCGUAUUGUGCUUGCACCUUUGACAAGAUUCAGAGCUACUUUGGAGGCUGUUCCUACCCAACUUUUAGUGGAUUAUUAUUCUCAAAGAGCCACCCCCGGUGGUUUAUUAGUAACUGAAGCCACUUUCAUCAGCAGAAUGGCAGGUGGUUACCGUCAAGCUCCCGGUCUUUAUACAAAUGAUCAAAUUGAAGAGUGGAAGAAGGUUACUUCUGCUGUUCAUGAAAAGGGUGGCAUCAUUUUCGUCCAAUUGUGGCAUUUGGGUCGUGCAGGUUCUUCCAACUUAAACCCUAAUAAUGAGCCUAUUGUUGCACCCUCCGCAAUCCCCAUUCCCGGUAAGAAACUCAGUGGAAAGGAUUAUGAAACACCCCGUGCUCUCGAGACAGAAGAAGUCAAGGAAUUAGUAAACACCUAUCGUCAAGCUGCUAUCAAUGCCAUGGCUGCUGGAUUUGAUGGUAUCGAGAUUCACAAUGCCAAUGGUUACUUAUUGGAUCAAUUCUUAAACUCCUCUACCAACAAGAGAACAGAUGCAUAUGGUGGAUCCAUCGAGAACCGUUGUAGAUUAUCUUUAGAAGUGUUGGAGGCUAUCACAGGUGCAAUUGGUGCUGAUCGUACUGCAGCACGAUUCUCUCCCUCUGGUGGUGUCCAAGGCAUGUUGGAUGAUACCCCUCUUCAAACAUGGGGAUACAUUACCUCUGAAAUCCAAAAAAGAUUCCCCGACAUGGCCUAUCUUCAUUUCAUUGAGGCACGUUCUGAUUUCCAGUCUGACAAGAGAGUCAAUACCGUCGAUACCCUUUCCCCUUACCGUCAAAUCUGGAAGGGCCCAUUUAUUACCGCUGGUGGUUUCAGUACCGCUGUUGAACAUGCUGUGAAGCUUGCAGAAGAUACCGGAAACUUGAUUGCAUUCGGUCGUGCAUUCAUUGCAAACCCUGAUCUUCCUGAGCGCAUCAGAAACGGUUACAAGUUGAACCCUUACAACAGAAAGACAUUUUAUACCCAUGGUGCGGUUGGAUAUACUGAUUAUCCUGUUCAUGGUGAAUCAGCCAGUCGUCUUUAG
Mucor mucedo is the source of this 1104-nucleotide messenger RNA. RefSeq lists its product as uncharacterized. The record is from RefSeq and is a predicted model, not a curated record. Lineage: Eukaryota; Fungi; Mucoromycota; Mucoromycetes; Mucorales; Mucoraceae. The transcript has a single exon. The coding region runs from base 1 to 1104 and encodes 367 amino acids. Gene Ontology annotation, molecular function: oxidoreductase activity; FMN binding.